This is a messenger RNA of Carica papaya (papaya), 953 nucleotides long. RefSeq lists its product as uncharacterized. The record is from RefSeq and is a predicted model, not a curated record. NCBI's taxonomy places the organism in Eukaryota, Viridiplantae, Streptophyta, Magnoliopsida, Brassicales, Caricaceae.
AUUCGUUUGCGGUUGAUGAUUUUAGUUUUUGCACCCUCACCUCCUUUAAAUUCGAAUUCCUCUUUCCUAGUUUCUCUUUGAAUCAACUGUAUAACAAUACACCGAGAAAAACAACUCUGAUUGGUCAAUUACUCCGAACGGUUUUGAAACCAUGGAAGCUGCAAGGGAGCAAGGGUCCACGGGACUGCUAAACAAGAUCCUUCCGCCGCGUCUCGAAGACGCAGGCCUCGAAGAUUGUGCUCUGCCCCCUGGUUCCAUUCAUGAAGCCUUCCUCAAAGCAGCUAACGCUGUCAAAUCGCGCGCAGCUUCGUUCUUCGACUCAGACGAUGACGAAAUUCAACAGAAUGGAGUUUGUGUUACCGAUCCGUCGCCUGCCGCUAAGGAUAAUGGCACGCUGGUUGGCGGCACAGUUCCAAAUCCUGGUGCGUCGGACACGGUGGUGGGAGGUUUUCCCGGCGCUGACACGGAGGGACCUUGUCUAGGCGGGAAGGGUGAUGGUCCAGGGGUUAGGGAUGGUGGUGACGCGGUGGUUGUGGGUGGUGAGUCCAUUGGGAAAGAGCUAGAAGGAGAGAAGUGUUGCGUUGGUGAUGGAUUAGAGGGUUUGGGGACUGAAGGAAAGGUCAAUGAUGAGACAGAGGAGGAGGGAGAGAGGAAGAAGCCAAACUUGCUUGAAGGUUUUGUAUGAAACCCUAAAACUCUUAAUGUGGUAGCUAUAAGACUUCUGUUUCUAAUUAGAUAAUGCUUAUGAUUGUUGCUAUGCUAGAUAUUGUAUGUAUUGUAGUGGUAGAUCUUGCUAUGUUUUUACUGAAGCAAGUUGUCAAAGUUUUUGUUGUGUUGUAUGGUUUCCAUUUUACCAUUCCUAUUUCUGAUAUAUGAUGAAAUCAAUCCUGAACUUCAUACUGAUGAUUGUGAAUGUAUUGGUUCUCAUUUUCAAAAGCAAGUAAUCUGAAGAA